Labrus mixtus (cuckoo wrasse) is the source of this 2135-nucleotide messenger RNA. RefSeq names its product transferrin receptor protein 2-like. The coding region runs from base 16 to 1914 and encodes 632 amino acids. The transcript is spliced from 13 exons. Lineage: Eukaryota; Metazoa; Chordata; Actinopteri; Labriformes; Labridae. Gene Ontology annotation, cellular component: external side of plasma membrane. The record is from RefSeq and is a predicted model, not a curated record. Gene Ontology annotation, biological process: endocytic iron import into cell.
UGUGUCUCUCUCUCUAUGUCUGUCUCUCUCUGUCUCUCUCUGUCUCUCUCUCUGUCUCUCUCUCUGUCUGUCUCUCUCUCUCUCUCUCUCUCUCUCUGUCUCUCUCUCUCUCUCUCUCUCUCUCUCUCUCUCUCUCCUCUCUCUCUCUCUCUGUCUGUCUCUCUCUCUCUCUCUCUGUCUCUCUCUCUCUGUCUCUCUCUCUCUCUCUCUCUCUCUCUCUCUCCUCUCUCUCUCUCUCUCUGUCUGUCUGUCUCUCUCUGUCUCUCUCUCUCUCUCAGGUCUCAGAGGAGCAGUCUGUGGUUAGUGGACUCUUCAGGACAGAUCUCAGAUCAGAUUCCUUUGAACCCGUCAGAUUUCUGUCCAUACAGCGCCACAGGAAGUACCACGGGGGACGUGGUCUACGCAAACUACGGCCGCCCUCAGGAUUUUAAUUGGCUAAAGAGCGCGGGGGUGUCUGUGGUUGGCUGCGUGGUAGUGAUGCGUGUUGGGGGCGGGGUCAGUUUUGCUGAGAAGGUUUGGUUGGCUGAGAGAAACGGAGCGAGUGGAGCUUUGAUCUAUCCAGACCCUGCUGACCUGCCGCAGGACCCUCGACGCCUCGGACUGAACACACACACCGCUGUGUCCGAACAUGUCCACCUGGGAUCAGGAGACCCCUUCACCCCCGGCUUUCCCUCCUUCAACCACACUCAGUUCCCGCCCAUCCAGUCCUCCGGUCUGCCCCUCAUCCCAGCUCUGCCAAUCAGUGCCACCAUAGCUGCAAAGCUGCUCAGUCAGCUGACAGGACCGCCCUGUCCUCCGUCUUGGCGUGGCCGGCUGCCGUAUGUACGCUGCGUGGUCGGUCCACGGUUCAGCUCGGGACGCAGAGUCAAGAUGGCGGUCCACAACAUGAUGACGCCCGUCCUGCUCAACAACGUCUUCUCCUCCCUGGAGGGCAGAGUGGAGCCAGACCAGUACAUCAUCCUGGGAGCUCAGAGGGACUCGCUCGGCCCAGGAGCCGUAAAGUCCGGGGUCGGUACGGCGAUGCUCCUGGAGCUGGCUCGCACCUUCUCCUCCAUGGUGAAGAACGGUUUCAGUCCCAGACGGAGUUUGCUGUUCGUCAGUUGGGAUGCCGGUGAUUUUGGGAACGUGGGAGCGACUGAGUGGCUGGAGGGUUACCUGUCCAUGCUUCACCUGAAGGCUGUGGCCUACUUCAGUCUGGACCAGGCCAUUAUGGGCGACAAUGUCCUGUCCGCCUACAGCAGUCCUCUUCUGCUCGACCUGGUUGAUGCUGCUAUCAGACAGGUGGAGCAUCCUAAACAUGCAGGUCAGACCAUCUACAGCCAGGCAGAGAGAGAAGGAGGCAGCUGGAGGAUCAUGAAGCCUCUGUACCUGAACAGUGGAGCGUACAGCUUCACAGCAUUCGCAGGAGUACCUGCUGUCGAGCUUCGAUUCACCAAGGAGCGAGCGUACCCAUUUAUAAACACGCCGUUUGACAGCGCCUCCCGCCUCCAGGAAGUACUAGGGGGUCGUCUGGGGGUCACAGGGCGACGCUUGGGGGAGCUGGUGGGGGAGAUGGUUCUGCGAUUGGCUCACGACCACAUCUUACCGCUACGCAUCACUUCCUACGCACAGACAGUGCUGCAGUUCAGCGCUCAGCUCAACAGACACUCUGCAGAGCUGCAGGCCAGAGGUUUGUCUCCUCAGUGGGUGUUCAGUGCCAGAGGGGAUUACAGCCGAGCAGCCGAGACGCUGCAAAGAGCCAUCGACUACAGCGACAUGCACGACCAGACCACCGCCCGCUCCUACAACACCCGCAUCAUGAGGGUACAAACACAGCUACAACACCUGUAUCAUGAGGGUGGAAUACUACUUCCUGUCUCAGUACGUCUCUGCGGUGGAGACGCCCUUCCGUCACGUGAUCCAUGGCCGUGGUGAUCACACCCUGAGUGCGCUCGUCGAGCACCUGGCCCUGCUGACCUCUGACCCCGAACGCUUUGACGAGAAGCGCUUCAGACGACAGCUCGCCUUCUUCGUCUGGACACUGCAGGGCGCCGCCAACGCCCUGAACGGAGACGUGUGGAGCAUCCACAACACACACACGUACACACAGUGACACAGUACACCAUUUCUAAUAAUAAAAACAAUAAUAAUGCUGA